Messenger RNA from Botrytis sinoallii, 2242 nucleotides. RefSeq lists its product as uncharacterized. The record is from RefSeq and is a predicted model, not a curated record. Gene Ontology annotation, biological process: carbohydrate transport; transmembrane transport. Gene Ontology annotation, cellular component: plasma membrane. NCBI's taxonomy places the organism in Eukaryota, Fungi, Ascomycota, Leotiomycetes, Helotiales, Sclerotiniaceae. The transcript is spliced from 3 exons. Gene Ontology annotation, molecular function: carbohydrate:proton symporter activity. Bases 176 to 1975 code for a protein of 599 amino acids.
UUUGUUUUUAUAUAAAUCCAUCUUCAUCCCUAUAUCCCCCUCUCUCCAUUCUCCGCGUCUUUAACUCUUCAACUUCUCAUUCUAUCUGGGGCUAUACGAUUGUGCCUUUGAGAAAAAGUUGUUGAUCAAUACUUUUAACUUCCCUCUACAAAAAGAAGUUGAAAGAAUCGCAAUCAUGGGGUUGUUCAAUAAGAAGAAGGAGACUACAGAGUCAGCGGUUAUCUCUGACAAAAACCUCAGCAGUGCAGAGGGAACACCAGCCGCACACACACCAGCCGAUACUCCUCGUGUCGCUAGAUCCUUGAAUGGUUCUGCACCAGAACAUCAUGAUAUCUCACCUGAAGAAGCACUCGAUGACCUUCCAGCUACUAAAUUGGCCAUUACUCUUGGUGCUAUCGCAUCUAUUGGUGGUUUCAUGUUUGGUUAUGAAUCUGGUCAAAUUUCCGGUUUCGUACAAAUGUCCGAUUUCUUAGCUCGAUUCGGUGAAAAUGGUGAACUCUCUGCUGUCCGUCAAGGAACCAUUGUCGCUAUUCUCUGUGCCGGUACUCUCGUUGGAUGUCUUGGAUCUUCUUACCUCUGCGAUAAAAUCGGUCGUCGUUACACCAUCUCCAGUUCCGCAUUCUUUUAUAUUAUUGGUGUUAUUAUCGAAAUUACUUCCACUACUCACUGGGUUCAAUUUGCUAUGGGAAGAUUCACUGCUGGUUUGGGUAUUGGUGCUUUGAGUACUAGUGUUCCUAUGUACCAAUCUGAGUCUGUGCCUAAGAAUAUUCGUGGUGCCGUCGUUUCCAGUUAUCAAUUGUUGAUUACUCUCGGUAUCUGGACUGCUUAUAUGAUCAAUUACGGAACUCACUCUACCUAUACCAACAGUGCUCAAUGGCGUAUUCCUAACGGUCUUUCCGCACUCUGGGCCAUUACCCUCGGUACCGCUGUCCUCUUCAUGCCUGAAUCCCCUCGUUUCGCAUAUCGUAUUGGACGUGAAGAUGAAGCUCGUAAAAACAUGGCUCUCCUUAAUGGUGUCGACCCUUACUCCCCACUCAUCGAUGCCGAAAUUCUCGAAAUCGAAACUAAGCUCGCAGCCGAGAGAGAAGGUGGUGAUCACCCAUGGUACGAAAUUUUCACUGGACCAAGAAUGUUGUACCGUACACUUCUCGGAAUGGUUCUUCAAGCUGGUCAACAAUUGACUGGUGCCAACUUCUUCUUUUACUACGGUACUACCAUUUUCAAGUCUGGUGGUAUCUCCGAUUCUUAUGUUACAUCUAUCAUCCUUGGUUCUGUCAACGUCGUUGCUACCAUUGGUGGUCUCUGGAUUGUUAAGAAUUGUGGUCGUAGAAAGGCUCUUAUGGUUGGUGCUGCAGAGAUGUUCGUUUGUAUGUUGAUCUACUCCUUCGUCGGUCACUUCAAGAUUCAAGGACAAGCCGAUGCUAAAGCUCCUGGUGCCGUUCUCAUCUGUUUCACCUGUAUCUACAUUGUUGGAUUCGCUACCACUUGGGGACCAUUGGUUUGGGCUAUUGUCGGAGAAUUAUACCCAGCCCGUUACAGAGCUUCCUGUAUGGCUCUCGCUACCGCAUCCAACUGGCUCUUCAACUUCCUCAUCUCUUUCUUCACCACUUUCAUCACCAACGAUAUCGAUUAUUACUAUGGUCUCGUUUUCGCUGGUUCUCUCUUUGCUCUCUUCUGGAUUGUAUUCUUCUUCGUCAUUGAGACCAAGGAUCGUUCUUUGGAAGAAAUUGAUACCAUGUACGUUCUUCACGUUAACCCAUUGACAUCCGCUAGCUGGGACCCCAAGUCACUUGGUGCUGAAGGUGUCAAUGGUGUUGAUACUGAUCGUAUGUUCUUGACCAAGGGUGGAAAGGAUAUUAAGAAGAGUGAAAUGGCUGGACGACCAAUGCUGGAACAUGAUGAGAGAAUGUUCCCAGAGACUGCUCCUGGAGGAGCUGCUGCUCAUGAAAACAAACCUGAGAUUAUGAACGCUUAAUUAUUUGCUUAGCUUCAUACUAGGAAUGAUUAAAUAGGAGAAGGGUGAAUGAGUAUAUGUCAAUCUGAUAUGAAUAAAAGGGGAUAAGAGCAGUGGAUGAUAAAUGAGUGGAUUUAAGUAAUGCAUGCAUAUAUUGGCGUUUGGGAAGCAGCAUCGUCUGUACGGGUAUUAUGUAUGAUAAUGUCGUUGAGCGAGAUGUAUAUAGUUAAUCAUUGGAGGAAAUUAUGUUUAUGAGCAUAUUAAGGAAAUAAAUUUCAUGAACCUCAC